Molecule: messenger RNA, 2559 nt
Organism: Mugil cephalus (flathead mullet)
Lineage: Eukaryota; Metazoa; Chordata; Actinopteri; Mugiliformes; Mugilidae
Gene: cap2
Product: cyclase associated actin cytoskeleton regulatory protein 2
Exons: 13
Coding region: 302-1714 (470 amino acids)
Biological process (GO): cytoskeleton organization; regulation of adenylate cyclase activity; cell morphogenesis
Cellular component (GO): cytoplasm
Molecular function (GO): actin binding; adenylate cyclase binding
Source: RefSeq, a predicted model, not a curated record
GGCUGCCAUGUUGCUUGCGAGGUAAAUGUCCGUCCGUCCCAGAGGAGAUACUGCGGCACUGAGUCACGGUCCUGGUCUUCGCACGCCGUAUGGCUCUCAGGUUCGCCGCGUUGCUUAAUUAGGACAUCCCGGAAGAGAGCCGGUGCCGCGAGCAGCUGGGUGACGGUGCAGGGAGGCAGGAGGGGACCGAAAAGCAAACAGCACACUGCCACGAAUCCGUCCCUCGGAUAUUGACAGAAAAUACUAGACAUCCAGAGAGAAAUUCACAGCAGACGAGAAAAGGGAGGUAAGAUUUGUCACCAUGGAGGGAUUAAUGGAGCGAUUGGAGCGAGCUGUGACUCGCCUGGAGCACAUGUCCGUCACAAUGCAGGCGUCCAGCAGCAUGUCUAACGGGGACUGUGUCAACGGCAUCAACGGAGGUCUGUCUCACAGUGUGGAGGCCUUCGACGCGCUGAUGAGAGGUCCGCUGUCGGACUACCUGGAAAACAGCCGAGCUAUAGGGAAUGACGUGGAGAAACAUGCGGAGAUGGUGAACAACGCCCUGCAGACUCAGAGAACUUUCCUCCAGAUGGCUGCCACACACCAGGAACCUGCAAAGAUGGAGCUCAGCGACCUGAUGAAGCCGAUUUCAGAGCACAUCCAGGAGAUCCAGAGCUUCAGGGAACGAAACCGCGGAAGCUCCCUCUUCAACCACCUCUCAGCCGUCAGCGAGAGCAUCCCCGCUCUGGGCUGGGUGGCCGUGAGUCAGAAGCCAGGUCCAUAUGUGAAGGAGAUGAACGACGCUGCCACCUUCUACACCAACAGAGUGCUGAAGGACUACAAGGAAACUGACAGACGUCACGUGGACUGGGUGCGCUCCUAUCUGUCCAUAUGGACUGAGAUGCAGUCGUUCAUCAAGCAGCACCACACAACAGGACUGGUGUGGAGCAAAUGUGGUCCGAUCGCUCCGGCCUCCCUCUUUGACUCCGCACCAGCCCCGAGUGCUCCCUGUCCACCACCUCCCCCUGGCCCACCUCCAGUCCUCACCGAUGACGACUCCAAGCCUCAGGCUGACAGCGCGGCGGCCAAACACUCUGCGCUGUUCGCCCAGCUCAACCAGGGCAUGGACAUCACUAAAGGUCUGAAGCACAUCUCAGAUGACCAGAAGACCCAUAAGAACCCCAAUUUGCGCACUCAAGAGAAACCGACCAAAAGCAAGAGCCAGGGCUCUGUGAACGCACCCAAAGCCGCUGUCCAGAAGAAAUCCCCUGUUCUGCAGCUGGACGGGAAGAAAUGGAGGGUGGAAUACUUUGAGCAGAAACGGGACCUGGUGAUCGAGGAGACGGAGCUGAAACAGGUGGUGUACGUCUUCAGUUGUAACAACUCCACCGUUCAGAUCAAGGGGAAAAUUAACUCCAUCAUCAUAGACAACUGCAAGAAGCUGGGCCUGGUGUUUGAGAACGUCGUCGGGAUUGUGGAGAUCAUCAACUCCAAAGACAUUCAGUUACAGGUGUUGGGCACAGUUCCCACCAUUUCCAUCAACAAGACAGAGGGCUGCCAGGUGUACCUGAGCAAGGACUCGCUCAAAUGCGACAUCGUCAGUGCCAAGAGCUCUGAGAUGAACAUCAUGAUACCACAAGAUGAUGAUUACAAAGAGUUCCCGGUCCCGGAGCAGUUUAAGACCGUCUGGGACGGCUCCAAACUGGUGACAGAACCCACAGAGAUCGCUGGCUGAUUGCUGCUUUGUGCUCACCACCACUUAUUUUUUUUUUUUUUCCGUCCACAUGUUGUCAUUCUGACUAAAAGGGAUUUUAUAUAAGUAGGAGCUGCUUCAGAUUAACUGUUGGUCCACUUGUUGUUGCUACAUUUGUGAUUUUAUGGGAUUUCUCUGCCACUUGGAAGCUGUUAACCGUUACAUACCAAUCAGAAGUGUGAUUAUCACCGUCUAUAUAACAGACUGACACUAUAAGCACAGAAAGCUAGCACAUUAGCAUUUCUCACAUUUCUGUGCCAUAGCACAACAGGCUUUAUGUAAGACUAUCAGAAAAAUAGGCAAUAAUACAAAUGUGUCAUCAGCAUCAGAUCUACAAAAUAUUUUCUCUAAAUGUUUCAUAAGAUGUUUUAGGAUUAGAUUAUUAUGAACUAAAACGUAGAUAGACAUUUACGUAGAUAUAACAGUCAAUAGUUGGUUAACUUUUUAAACGUCUGCAGUGCAUGGCCGACAUGUAGUCUCAUUUCACUUCAAUGAGUCAAGUAUACACAGUAUUAUUCUCCAUAUUUUGCACUAACGGCUGCAUAGCACUAUUCGUACAGCAGAAUCAAUCAGCACAGAAGAACAUAGAGGGAGGUGAUGCUAACUUUAAAUCGGCUGAUCACAGCAACUUCACAAAAUAGUGGAAACUUUUACACUUAAGCACUUCAUGAACCUAUAUUACUUUGUACACCACCCUAUUUUGUAUUAAGACACAUGGAGGCAGGUAAAAAUAUGCGAUACAUAUACUUUUUGACAAAUUUUAAUUUACAACAAAACCAUGUCAUGUAAUUGUGUGUUCUUUUUCAAUUAAAGUCAAAACCCCUACA